Molecule: messenger RNA, 570 nt
Organism: Drosophila mojavensis
Lineage: Eukaryota; Metazoa; Arthropoda; Insecta; Diptera; Drosophilidae
Exons: 1
Coding region: 1-570 (189 amino acids)
Source: RefSeq, a predicted model, not a curated record
AUGAAGCGACAAACAGCCCUAGAUUUGAUUGCGCUGAUCUGUCUAUUGGCGGCAGAGAUUCAAAGCCAGCCUGUACUGGUGUACAUCAGGGAGAGGAGCGAUGCUCGUACGACUCUGCCUUUGCUAUUGCUGCUCAGCUAUCGGCCCCAAGUCGGCGUCCCCAUUCCCAUUCCCAUCCGACGGCCGCUAAAUGAGCCAACGAUAACGAGGCAGCCGCCAGUACAAAGCGAUGAGCCGGUCGAUGCCAACGCCCAAAUACGGGAACAGUUCUUACAAGGUAUACUACAGGGCCUGCAGUCCACGGAGGGCGGAGUUACCGUCCCGCCCGCUGUGCUCGCCGAUGUGCUGCAACAGGUGCAGACAACGAAGACGACGACCACGACGACGACGACUAGAGCACCUAAGACGAUGUUAGAGGAGGUAGCUAAAGAGCCAAACAGCAAUGACAAUGACCCCGAUUACGAUUAUAUAGACUUUAAGAACGGUUCUCGCAUCAAAUACGAACUGGAUAAUGAUCAGCAGUUAAAUAAUUCGCAGUUUGCCAAUAAAAGACCAGUUCGAGCGAUCUAG